AAAAAAAGAGUCCCAGAGAAGCCACGCCCACCACCACCGGCGUUCGUGGCCCUCUAUUGCUGCUGCCCUCGCUCCGCUGCCUCCCCUCCCCUCCUCGCCCCGCCCAGCCCCGCUUCGCCACUCGCGCCCCAGAGGCUGGGAACUUCAAAGAGGAACAGGGUCCAUGGAGGAUGGAGGCGCUAUAAAUGGUUUGACUGGGACAGCACAGAUAAAGGGAAGUGGGGAUGAUGGCUCCGCAAAGCCGCUUCCCCCUUGCUGCGUUAAGGCAAGGGCGGCAGCGCCCGAGUCUGAGGCCAAGUGCCAUGCUACCGUGGUGUCGGGCUGGUUCACUGAACCCCCCUCACGCUGUGCUCCCUGUGCAGGUAAAGCUAGCAAAGUUCAGUAUUACAAUAACCCAAUGUGGCCAGGAGAGGUUCAUUCUUUGAAAGUGGUUAAGAUCUUGUACCAGGGGAAAUCACCAUACCAAGAAGUCUUAAUUUUUGAGUCUUCAACCUAUGGGAAAGUCCUUGUGCUUGAUGGUAUUGUCCAGUUGACUGAUAAGGAUGAAUGUGCGUACCAGGAAAUGAUUACUCACCUCCCACUUUGUUCAAUUCCAUCCCCUAAAAAAGUUUUGGUUAUUGGUGGUGGUGAUGGAGGUGUACUCCGAGAGAUUUCGAGACACAGUUCAGUGGAGUCUAUUGACAUAUGUGAAAUCGAUCAGCUGGUUAUUGAUGUUUGUAAAUAUUUCUUCCCACAGUUGUCUGUUGGAUUUGAAGAUCCUCGUGUUCGACUUCAUGUUGGUGAUGCUGUGGAGUUCUUGAAAAAUGCCCCUGAAGGGACAUACGAUGCUAUCAUAGUUGAUUCAUCAGACCCAAUAGGGCCUGCUCAGGAACUUGUGGAGAAGCCUUUUUUUGAUACAAUUGCUAGAGCUUUGAGGCCCGGUGGAGUUCUUUGCAAUCAAGCUGAGAGUAUGUGGUUGCAUACACAUUUGAUCCAGGAUAUGCUUUCAAUCUGCCAUGAGACUUUCAAGGGUUCUGUCCACUAUGCGUGGACUAGUGUCCCAACAUACCCAAGUGGGGUGAUUGGGUUUUUGCUAUGCGCCAAAGAAGGUCCACCUGUCAACUUCCGGACUCCUAUAAAUCCAAUUGAAAAACUGGAAGGAGCUACGAAAGCUGGAAGGGAGAUCAGAUUUUACAAUUCAGAGAUGCAUCGUGCAGCAUUUGUUCUUCCGACCUUUGCGAAGAGAGAGAUAGAAGCGUAUUGUGCUUCCACUGAAAGAGAACAGCCAGACGAAACAGCGGCACCACCACCGAAGUUAACUGUUGCGCCAAACAGUGAAAUUCUUACUGCAUCCUAGAGCAGGGCUCGUGUGGUGACCAUCACGGGAUAUCAAGGAGGCACUCCCUCCCCCAGUAUCCUCAUUGGAUAUCUAGUCAUGUACCAUCACAUAUUGUAAGCAUUGACAUAGAGAUGUGGGCUGCAUUGCGAUUGACACAUUACGAGGCAUAAAUUAGUAAUCCAUGUCCUGAACAAUGAAAUGAGGUUUAGAAGAAAAAGACGAGCUGACAGAGCAGCGUGUGACUUGAUGCAUUUGUCGUAAUUUUUUUUGGCUGUGUGUAGUAGUAUAUGUCGUGGUCAUUGCAAGUUGCAACAGUGAAUAAGAAUGGGGAUUGGCUUGAAA
This is a messenger RNA of Phragmites australis (common reed), 1660 nucleotides long. Its product is annotated as spermine synthase-like. Gene Ontology annotation, biological process: spermidine biosynthetic process. Gene Ontology annotation, molecular function: spermidine synthase activity. Gene Ontology annotation, cellular component: cytosol. NCBI's taxonomy places the organism in Eukaryota, Viridiplantae, Streptophyta, Magnoliopsida, Poales, Poaceae. The record is from RefSeq and is a predicted model, not a curated record. The transcript is spliced from 12 exons. The coding region runs from base 164 to 1336 and encodes 390 amino acids.